This is a messenger RNA of Diospyros lotus (date-plum), 2332 nucleotides long. Its product is annotated as serine/threonine-protein phosphatase 5. Gene Ontology annotation, cellular component: nucleus; cytosol. The record is from RefSeq and is a predicted model, not a curated record. Bases 173 to 1834 code for a protein of 553 amino acids. NCBI's taxonomy places the organism in Eukaryota, Viridiplantae, Streptophyta, Magnoliopsida, Ericales, Ebenaceae. Gene Ontology annotation, molecular function: protein serine/threonine phosphatase activity; protein binding. The transcript is spliced from 14 exons.
CGCAGUACAUACACGCAGUCUCUCUCUCUCUCUCUCUCUCUCUCUCUCAAUUAGGGUUUCCCUCCAACGUAGUUUCUUCUGUGGUUCUCCCAGCGCGAAGUUAAGAAUUUGCAUCAAAUGCAAUAGUAGAGCUCCAAGCCGACAAGCCUAAUUUGACAUUGGUAGCCAUAUUAUGCCAAGUAUGGAAACUGAGAAUCGAAAUAUUUUGAGAGCCGGAGAAGUCAAAGCACUUGCUAAUGAAGCCUUCAAAGCUCAUAAAUAUUCUCAAGCUAUUGACCUCUAUACUCAAGCAAUCGAACUAGAUAGUCAAAAUGCAGUAUACUGGGCAAAUCGUGCAUUUGCUCAUACUAGACUGGAGGAAUAUGGGAGUGCAAUACAGGAUGCAUCAAAGGCUAUAGAAAUUGAUCAUAAAUAUUCAAAGGGUUAUUACAGGCGUGGUGUAGCAUAUCUUGCUAUGGGCAAGUUCAAAGAAGCACUAAAAGAUUUUCAACAGGUCAAGAAAAUCUGUCCAAAUGAUCCUGAUGCUUCAAAGAAAUUGAAGGAAUGUGAGAAAGCUGUAAUGAAACUGAAAUUUGAAGAAGCAAUCGCUGUUCCAGAUUCUCAAAGACAUUCGGUAGCCGAGUCUAUCGAUUUUCAUUCAAUAGGGACUGGCCCAGCUACAUCAUAUUUUACCCCCCGAGUGGCUUCUGUAGCACUGGCAGUAGUAGUAGUGGCUGUACUGCUAAUGGUUGUGGGGCCAAAAGCAGCUGCAGUGGCGGCAGGAGUGACGACAGUAUUGGUGGGCAUUGGGACAUGGUGGGCAGACUUCAGUGGUGGUGUCCUUAGCAAGACUUCAAAACUUAACCUAGAGGUGGAGCCACAGUAUUCCGGUGCAAGAAUAGAAGGUGAUGUUGUAACUUUGGAUUUUGUGAAGAAAAUGAUGGAUGACUUCAAGAAUCAGAAGUGCCUACACAAGAGAUAUGCCUUCCAGAUUGUCCUUCAAACAAGAGAUAUGCUGCGGGUGUUGCCAUCUCUUGUUGAUAUAAAUAUUCCAGAAGGCAAGAAUUUCACCGUCUGCGGUGAUGUCCAUGGCCAGUUUUAUGAUCUAUUAAAUAUUUUUGAACUCAAUGGGCUUCCAUCAGACGACAACCCAUACCUGUUUAAUGGAGACUUUGUGGAUAGGGGAUCCUUUUCUGUAGAGGUCAUACUCACACUGUUUGCAUUUAAAUGCAUGUCCCCUUCAGCUAUAUAUCUCGCUCGAGGAAACCAUGAGAGCAAGAGCAUGAAUAAAAUAUAUGGUUUUGAGGGUGAGGUCAGGUCCAAGUUGAGUGAGACAUUUGUGGAACUCUUUGCCGAAGUGUUUUGUUGUUUACCUUUGGCACAUGUAAUAAAUGAGAAGGUUUUUGUAGUUCAUGGUGGUCUUUUCAGUGUUGAUGGGAUUAAGCUCUCUGAUAUUAGAGCAAUUGAUCGAUUUUGUGAGCCACCAGAGGAAGGGUUGAUGUGUGAAUUGUUAUGGAGUGAUCCUCAGCCACAGCCUGGAAGAGGUCCUAGCAAGCGGGGUGUUGGUCUUUCUUUUGGUGGAGAUGUAACAAAAAGAUUCUUGCAGGAAAACAAUCUUGAUUUAGUUGUGCGAUCUCAUGAAGUGAAGGAUGAAGGCUAUGAGAUUGAGCAUGAUGGUAAACUUAUUACUGUGUUUUCUGCUCCAAAUUAUUGUGAUCAGAUGGGUAAUAAGGGUGCUUUUAUUCGUUUCGAAGCCCCAGAUUUGAAGCCAAACAUUGUUACCUUUUCAGCAGUGCCACAUCCCGAUGUGAGGCCAAUGGCAUACGCCAGCAACUUCCUCCGAAUGUUCUCUUAAUUCACAGGCCCAAUUGCGUGUCUCAACAUGGUUUUGUAUACCUUGGCCUUACUGCCAAGUGCAAAGUUAUUGCAGAAGGCUGGAGAAGCAGGUCAUUCAUUUAAUGCAUCAAAAUCUCCCUGUGCAAUAUCGGACGGUUCCCCUUUCUUUCUCCCUCUAUCCAUCUCUUUUGUUUUUACGCAAGUUUUACUGAGCCCUAGCCCUAGGCCUAGCCAGAUGGAGCUCCUUUUUUCCUUUGUUUUCCUGGAACCAAAAAUCCAGGUUUUGGUGAAAAGAAGCAUAAACAAUGGCGUCUGUAAAAUCUGCACCAUUUGCCAGUUUGCUAUUAUUUACUACUAGUUUUGUGUUUCCCCCAUGAAUAGCAUUGUUAUGAUGCCGUUUGGAUAAAUCCAAAUCUGUAUUUAUGCUUGCUCAGUCUUUAUGUCACUGUGAUACUAGUGAGUGAACAUAGUACCAAUUGCAUAUACAAUUCAUUUCUGCCUGUUUCUUAUCAUGAAA